Messenger RNA from Debaryomyces hansenii CBS767, 1914 nucleotides. RefSeq names its product U2-type spliceosomal complex subunit (gene CWC22). NCBI's taxonomy places the organism in Eukaryota, Fungi, Ascomycota, Pichiomycetes, Serinales, Debaryomycetaceae. Gene Ontology annotation, biological process: mRNA splicing, via spliceosome. Gene Ontology annotation, cellular component: catalytic step 2 spliceosome. The coding region runs from base 1 to 1914 and encodes 637 amino acids. The record is from RefSeq and is a predicted model, not a curated record. The transcript has a single exon. Gene Ontology annotation, molecular function: RNA binding; protein binding.
AUGUCAAAUAAUUCGGCUGAAUAUAAAGAACUACUUGACUUGAAAUCAAGUGGCAAAUAUGUUCCUCCAGCGAAAUUGAAAGCGCUACAAACAAAGAUAAACAAUUCAUCAGAAUCUACAACUGAAGAGUACCAAGUGUUACAAUGGGAACAAUUAAAGCGAGCAAUUAACAGACAAGUGAAUAAAUGUAACGUAUCAAAUAUACGUGAAAUAGUGGUAGAGUUAUUUAAGUUGAAUUUACAAAGGGGAAAAGGUUUGUUGAUACGAUCAAUAAUGAAGGCACAAUUAACUGACUUGAUAUUUACUCCAAUAUAUGCAUCCUUAAUAGCAGUGUUAAAUUCGAAAAUCCCUGAAGUAGGUGAAUUGAUACUAAACCGUUUGUUACUACAAUUUCGAAAAAAUUAUAUCAAGAACAAGAAGAAUUGUAUUUCAUCUGCAAUUUUCAUAGUUCAUCUUAUUAAUCAGAGAGUUUGCAGCGAAAUAUUAAUAUUACAAAUCCUUCAGCUAUUGCUUGAAAAUCCCACAAACGAUUCUAUAGAAAUAUGUGUCGAGAUAAUGAAUCAAGUUGGUAAGUACUUACAAGAAAACUCGGUAGCUGCAAACAACAUGAUAUUUAAUAGGUUAAGAAGUAUACUACACGAGAAUGAAGAUAUAAAUGAUAGAAGUCAAUUCCUAAUUGAAAACCUAUUCAAGACGAGAAAGAAUGGAUAUUCCGAGUAUCCAAUAAUUAGGAAGGAAUUAGAUUUAGUGGAUCUUGAUGAUCAAGAAACGCAUUUACUCGAAUUAGAUGCAAAGGUGAAAUCGAAUGACCAACUAAACAUAUUUCAAUUUGACGAACAAUACGAUGAGAAUGAGAAGUUGUACGAUAAUGUGCGAAAAGACAUUUUGGGUGACAGUGAUGAAGAGGAUGAUGAAAGUGAAGCCGAAGAAAGUGAAGAAGACAACAAAGAAAUUCUUGAAAUCAAAGAUAUGACUGAAUCAAAUUUACUCAAUUACCAAAAAACUGUGUAUUUAACAGUCAUGUCAAGUAUGUCGUCUGAUGAAGCUGUCCACAAGUUAAUAAAACUAAACUUCAAAAAAUCUAAUGAAGAAAAGUACAAGAAUAACGAAAUAUUGGUGGACAUGAUUAUAAAAUGUUGCUCUCAAGAGAAAACAUACUCGAAGUACUAUGGUGUAAUUGGUGAAAAAUUAUGUUCUAUGAAUAAACUGUGGCAUACGAUUUUUAUUGAUACAUUUAAAAAGUAUUACAGCACAAUCCACCAGUUCGAAACGAACUCAUUGCGGAAUAUAGGGAAAUUUUUCGGCCAUUUGUUUGCCCUGGACAAAUUAGCUAUAGAAAGAAGCUGGAAUGUGAUCAGGUUAACAGAAGAAGAGACUAAUUCUGCAAGCAGAAUCUUCAUCAAAUUUAUAUUUCAGGAAAUGAUAGAAGAGAUCGGAAUAAAGGGCUUACAGGAAAGGCUCGAUGACGAUUUAAUCAGACAGGAAACCAACGGUUUGUUUCCGAGACAAGGCGUCACAUACAGGAAUGCUGAAGAUAUUAGGUUUUCUAUCAACUUUUUUACGGCAAUUGGCCUUGGGAUAUUGACCGAGGAGAUGAGAGACGUUUUGAAGAACCUACCUCCAGAAGAAAGAGGACGAAGUCGCAGUGUUUCUGGAAGCUCCAGGAGUGGAAGUUCGAGUUACUCAAGAAGUCGAAGCUAUUCUCGAAGUUCGGGCAGUUAUAGUCGCUCCAGAAGUCGCUCUAGAAGUCGCUCUAGAAGUCGUUCGAGAACUGGCUCGAGAGGUCGUACAAUGUCCCGCGACAGAAGUAAGAGUUUCUCCAGAAGUAGGAGCACCAGCAGAAGUAGAGGCGAGUCCUUUUCGCGAUCACCUAGCCGUUUACCUACAGGUUCAAAGCGAUUCAAACCAAAUUAA